Grus americana (Whooping crane) is the source of this 5016-nucleotide messenger RNA. It is a transcript of the gene RUFY3, whose product is annotated as RUN and FYVE domain containing 3. The coding region runs from base 745 to 2682 and encodes 645 amino acids. The transcript is spliced from 19 exons. Gene Ontology annotation, molecular function: metal ion binding. Gene Ontology annotation, biological process: regulation of axonogenesis. NCBI's taxonomy places the organism in Eukaryota, Metazoa, Chordata, Aves, Gruiformes, Gruidae. Gene Ontology annotation, cellular component: cytoplasm. The record is from RefSeq and is a predicted model, not a curated record.
UGUAGUAUGGGGGCGACGGAUGAGAAACCCGCGCGGUGCGCUAUGCUCGCUCACAAACCGACUGGCGUAGCCUGAUGAGAAGGUGCUGUGGAUGAUGAGAGCCUAAUUGCCGUCCCUGCAUCAGCAGCGUCUCGGAAGCAUCCUGGGAAUUGCUUGCCCGACGCUCAGAGCAGCUGAUCACAUGAGCCUGAAUUUUCAGUUCAGUUCAUUAGUCAGCCAUUUUGGUCAACACCCUGCUUACUGCGCACAACCAAUCCUAUCGGCACUCGCUCUCUGCCUGCUCUGGGAAGAAAGGGACCAGCAGUUUGAUUUCACCAAACCUGGAUAUCUGUCUCUACAGUCUGCCUUUGUUUUUGCUCGGGUAAUCACCAGAGGAAGCCAUUCUUUUUCCUCCUUCUGCUUUUUUUAUUUCUUUUUAUAUUUUUCUUUCUGUCUUUUUUUUUCCCCCUUAUCUCCUGUCUUUGAUGCAGAAGCCGGGUUUUCCGUGGUCGCUUAGGAUCAAUAGUCUGUAGCAUAGCUGAAGACGACGACGACAGUUGGUGGAAAGGAGGGAGGAAGAGACGAGCGUGAAGGAGCAGCGUUUUUACCUUGCUUUCUAUAUGAAAAGGCCAGAGCAGUCUUUGCGAUCCUGAGCAUAUCUAUCCUUUAAUAGCAAGGUAUUUCUUAUUUUCUUCUUCAGAAAGCUUUUCUUUUUUAGUUCUUAUUUUUGCCCCCCCCUGUUGUUGCUGUACCAGCUGAGUCAUCAUGUCUGCUCUGACGCCUCAAAGCGACAUGCCAACCCCCACCACAGACAAGAUCACUCAGGCUGCCAUGGAGACCAUCUAUCUUUGCAAAUUCCGAGUGUCGAUGGAUGGAGAAUGGCUCUGCUUGCGCGAGCUGGACGACAUCUCGCUGACGCCCGACCCAGAGCCUACCCACGAAGACUCUUGGGAGGAUUUGACAGAUGUGGUGGAGCAAUUGCGUGAUGAUACUGAAGAUCCUAAUUAUCUCAUGGCUAAUGAACGCAUGAACCUGAUGAACAUGGCGAAACUGAGUAUCAAGGGGCUGAUUGAAUCGGCGCUUAACCUGGGCAGGACGCUGGACUCCGACUAUGCACCUCUUCAGCAGUUCUUCGUCGUGAUGGAACAUUGCCUUAAACACGGCUUGAAAGCCAAGAAGACUUUCCUUGGGCAAAAUAAGUCAUUUUGGGGACCUCUAGAACUAGUAGAAAAACUUGUUCCUGAAGCUGCAGAAAUUACAGCAAGCGUGAAGGAUCUCCCAGGGCUGAAGACACCUGUGGGCAGAGGAAGAGCUUGGCUUCGCCUGGCUCUAAUGCAGAAGAAACUUUCAGAAUACAUGAAAGCCUUGAUUAACAGAAAGGAUCUUCUCAGUGAAUUUUAUGAGCCAAAUGCACUGAUGAUGGAAGAAGAAGGUGCGAUCAUUGCUGGCCUCCUAGUAGGUUUGAAUGUCAUCGAUGCAAACUUCUGCAUGAAAGGAGAAGACCUGGAUUCACAGGUUGGAGUUAUUGAUUUCUCAAUGUAUUUGAAAGAUGGGAACAGCACGAAAGGCAGUGAAGGAGAUGGUCAGAUAACAGCUAUUUUGGACCAGAAGAACUAUGUAGAAGAACUCAACAGACAUUUAAGUGCUACAGUAAACAACCUACAGGCCAAGGUGGAUGCCUUGGAAAAAUCCAACACUAAACUGACCGAGGAGCUUGCGGUUGCAAACAACAGGAUUAUUACGCUGCAAGAAGAGAUGGAACGGGUUAAAGAAGAAAGUUCUUACAUCUUAGAGUCCAAUCGCAAGGUCACCAAAGACAGAACUGCUGAUGGACAUGCACUGACUGAGGCACGAAAACAGUUGAAGGAGGAGACUCAGCUGCGGCUGGAUGUGGAGAAGGAGCUGGAGGCGCAGAUCGGGAUGCGGCAGGAGAUGGAGCUAGCCAUGAAGAUGCUGGAGAAAGAUGUUUGCGAGAAGCAAGACGCGCUGGUGGCGCUCAGACAGCAACUGGAUGAUCUCAGGGCCCUAAAGCAUGAACUGUCUUUCAAGCUGCAGAGUUCAGACAUGGGAGUGAAACAGAAGAGUGAAUUAAACAGCCGUUUGGAAGAAAAAACAAAUCAGAUGGCCGCCACCAUCAAACAGCUUGAACAAAGAUUGCGACAGGCAGAGAAGGACCGUCAGUUGGCCCAGCAGGACAACCGUCUCUUCAAGCAGGAGUUUGGGGACAAAAUCAACAGCCUCCAGCUAGAAGUGGAAGAGCUCUCCAGGCAGCGGAGCCACCUUGAACUCGAACUGAAGCGGGAAAGAGACAGAUGGUCACACAGUCACCAGCGCAGCCAAGAAAACAAAAAAGGCGCAAAGAAUUGGCUAAGACAGGACGGGAAGCUCAAAAUCCAGGAAGAAAACGCUAAAGUGAAACAGCCGCUGAGAGAGGAGAACAGCGUCCCGCCACACAAGUUACCGAGCGACGCACAGGAAGAGCAGGAACAGCUGUCAGGACCGGGAAACGCCGAGAUCUGCCAGCUCUGCCAGGAAGAAAGCAGCCGAAGCAAAAAAAAGAACAUCUGCAAGAAUUGUGGCGGCAUCUUCUGUGAAACCUGUUCGGCGAAUGAGCUGCCUCUCCCAUCUAGUAUUAACCCCGAGCGCGUCUGCAAUCCCUGUCACGAGCAGCUCAUCCAGCAGUACUCGAGCAGUCCCUUGUAGGGCAUGGGUUGCAGAGAGAGGUGACCAAAAACUGGUUGUAGCUAAUGAUGGUUUCUGGAGUUCAGGAGGAAGGUGAAGAGAAGACGCUUGCCUGUGUUCUUUGGAGGUCAGAGGGGAAGCAGCUUCGUGGUGUUUACGGUCUCUUGUGACUUAAGUCUGAGCCUUCCCUGUACGAAAGCCUGCCUGCUCUCAGACCCGAGCUUGCGCUGGGGAGAGCUGCUUUGGGCACGUCACAGAGCUGUCCCCGAGCUGUGCCCGACCGGCCGCAGGGCGCGCUGAGAACACACACAGCCCUCGCCCAACCAAGAGCCGCGUGUGUGUCUGCGUGUGCGAGUCGGGAACAGUCUCGUCCUCAAGCGUGUGGCGUGAAAGCAUGCUGCUGCUAAGCCAAGGCUCGCUGAAAGCAGAACGGGAGAGUUUUUAAUCCUCAUGUCUGGCUGCACUUGAAAUACCAUUUCCCCUUCCCCGCUUGCUUUGACAAUCCGGCUCGCCCGCGCCACGUCAGUACCGGGGGUCGGAAGGCCAGGUGGGACGCCAGCAGACACCUCCGACCUUCAGUUCUUUGGCUCAGCCCUCUGGCCGUGGGCUGGCUAUGCCAAUCAGUCUCAAAAAAUCCAAGCAAGCUGUUCAAGUUCUCCUUUAUUUUAGGGGCUUGGGGGGUGUAGGUGGUUCUGAGGCGUGCGCGAUGCGAGAACCGACGACCUGCACUGAUCUGGCCUGGAAGUGCCUUGGGGCAUCUCCGGCCGUCCCCUCAGAGACCCUCACUGUGACUCGGGGCUACAAGACGGUGCUCAGAGGGAAGGGUGCAACUCUGCUUCUGUCCUGGGGGUAUCUGGAGGAACGGGAUUCCCCAGGAUUUACGUACCAAACCCUCCUCGCCUCCCAGGAGGUUUAGGGCCGCUUGGAUCCACCUCUCCCCCUUGUGCACAUGAAAGAAUCAUCAUCAACCUGGAACUUCACUUUUUUUUUUUCGGUUAGAUCAAAAUGAAGGAGAGAUGAAAUGGGAAUGCUUUUCACCUACUAGAAAUUCUAAUUUGGAACAGUUUAAAGAGGUUUGACGGUUUAUGCUACAUUAUUCUUCGUUGCUGUUAACCUCAGGCAGUUCCGUUACUCCAAAAAGCGGCGGCGACUUCCACGUGAAGCACGUAGUGUGUUGCAGUUGGGUUUGGGCCGUUCCGUACUGGCAGCCUACUUGAAUCUUUAAGACCACGGAAUGUUUUGUAGUCAGUAGAAAACUGAUGCAUUUAUAUGUGAGAAAUGCAUUUGGGUUAGUACAAAUUUUAUUAGGUGUUAGUGGUUUAAUUCCUGUGGGGGGAUUCUCUGUGUUAGACUGGCUGGAACCGCAUUACAAAGUGCAUCAGAGCUGAGGUCAUUUACGUGGUUGGUGCUAGUUUGUACCGGGAAUUACCCUGCUAGUUCCCUCUCGGCCUCGGCGCGUUCAGCCACCCAAGUUCUCCAACCCCCUUAGUGCCCUUAGAGCCAGAGCAUGUCACAGGGGGGCAAACAGUUCUUUUUCUGCUUUUUUCCCCUCCCUCAUGGUAGUUACCACAUCCAUUGCCUUGCCGCUGUCCCUUAGAGUAGAGCAGUAGUUGUAAAGUGUUGAAAUACAACAAGCCUAGAGCUGAAGUGUGGGCUUUGCAGGGGCGAGACACCAGAGAUGAGGGGAAAGGAUACUGAAUUUAGUGUUAAUAGUUUUGUGUACGUUCUGUACACAUGUACAAGAUUUCAAUUUCCUGCAUCCAAGCCCAGUGUGACUCGUCCCCCAAGGAGAAAACGAGACCCAAGGAAUUUCCAUGUUAGAGGGUUCAACUGGAAGCGGGGUGCGUACUGUUAAAUAAUUUUAAUGCUGGCACAUCCAGCAUUUUGCAGCGUGGAAGCGACAGCUUAUUUGUGACCUGGAGCCAGCUUUCCACUUGUCCUGCCAGGAGCGGCUGCAGUUCCACCUGCUCCAAGUGGGCUGUGACUGUUCACGUGAAGAGCAGGCCGGCUCUCGAGCGGGUCCUCUGAAGUGACGCGAGGUCUCUACGCGUGGGCUGGCUGGAAACCCUUCAGAAUACGGCUCUGGCGGCUGGAAUGGAAACUGGCCUUUAGAAAGGUCAGAGCGAGACAGCGGUCGCUGCCAGCGUCACCAGUUGCCUUUCCUGCCGUCCUGGGCUCUGUGAAUGGCUCUGCCUCCGCGUACUGGAUGUUACGCUUCGCGGGGCUGCAUGCUUGAGGCACGUUUGCUCAGGUACCGCUUGUAAUGCGAGUGUGGGUUGACACCUGGACGUUGGGCUUGGGGCAGUUUUUCUGGUGUUAAUUUUGUUCCCUAUAAUAAUAAAAACUUGAUCACCU